Molecule: messenger RNA, 2642 nt
Organism: Asparagus officinalis (garden asparagus)
Lineage: Eukaryota; Viridiplantae; Streptophyta; Magnoliopsida; Asparagales; Asparagaceae
Product: pentatricopeptide repeat-containing protein At3g29230
Exons: 1
Coding region: 264-2051 (595 amino acids)
Biological process (GO): RNA modification
Molecular function (GO): RNA binding; protein binding
Source: RefSeq, a predicted model, not a curated record
UGGUAGGGGUGUAACCUAACUUCCCUUAUAACCCCAUUGAAAUCCAAACACACCCUAAUAUUCAACAUAAUAAAUUCCGAGAAAUCAAACUUUUACACCAGAAUAUCCCAUCCCUACCAGCAAACGUUGUCAGUUGAUUGGUCUGAACUGAACCUCGUCAUCUCUCUCUCUCUCUCUCUCUCUGGCUUCAACAACAACGCCAACUCCCUUACCUCGUCCCCUCCCUCCGCUCCCAAGACACCGCCGAAUCUGGACCCGUUCCAAUGUCACUCCCAAUCCGACCCCCAAAAUGGACCUCCCACCGCCGCCUCCUCGAGCACCACAUCGCCGACCUCCACCACUGCUCGAGCCCCAGCCACCUCAAACAAAUCCACGCCCAAACCUUCAGGUCCAAUCUCCAUCAAGACCCCUUCAUUGCCCCGAAGCUCAUCUCAGCCUACUCCCUCACCCGCUUAAUCCCUCACGCCCUCAACGUGUUCGACCAAAUUCCCCACCCAAACACUCUCCUUUUUAACACCCUCAUCCGCGCUUUGACCCAUAACGCAUUGCAUGAGAAAGCAUUCUUGGUUUUUUUCAGGAUGCAGAAGGAUGGGGUUUUGGCCGAUAAUUUCACUUACCCGUUUCUCCUGAAGGCUUGUGGUGGCCAAUUCGGGUUGCGGAAGGUUGAGAUGAUUCAUGCCCAUGUCGUGAAAUUGGGUUUUUUGGAGGAUAUCUUCGUGCCCAAUUCGUUAAUUGACUCGUACUCGAAGGCCGGGAGUUUGGGUAUUGCCUCAGCUAAGAGGUUGUUCGAUGAAAUGCCGCGUAGAGAUGUUGUUAGUUGGAAUUCGAUGAUUGCUGGAUUUGUGAGAGCUGGGGAAUUGAGCGAAGCUAGGAAGUUGUUUGAAGAAAUGACUGAAAGAGACACAGUUAGUUGGAAUACUAUGUUAGAUGGACAUUCAAAGGCCGGAGAAAUGGACAAAGCUUUUGAGUUGUUUCAGAGAAUGUCUGAGAGAAAUGUGGUUUCAUGGUCUACUAUGGUGUGGGGAUAUUGCAAGGUGGGCGAAAUGGACAUGGCUCGAAUGCUUUUCGAUAAGAUGCCAUUGAAGAACUUAGUCCCUUGGACCAUAAUAAUAGCUGGGUAUGCAGAGAAAGGACUUGCGAAAGAAGCUUCUUGCUUAUUGGAUCAGAUGGAAGAAACUGGAUUGAAGCCAGAUGAAGCGACCGUUAUAAGCAUCUUAGCUGCGUGCGCUGAGUCAGGCCUGCUCGGCCUUGGCAUGAGGAUUCAUUCGUACAUAGAGAAUUCGAAAUUGGGGUUCAAAAUAGAAGUUUGCAAUGCUUUGAUUGAUAUGUAUGCAAAGUGUGGGAAUUUGGACAAGGCAUGGAGCGUCUUUGAAGGGAUGAGAGAGAGGGAUUUAGUGUCUUGGAACUCAAUGGUUCAGGGUUUAGCCAAUCAUGGGUAUGGCGAGAGAGCAUUGGAACUAUUUGAUAAAAUGGUAGCAGAAGGGAUUAAGCCGGAUAGUGUUACUUUUGUUGGUGUUCUUUGUGCUUGUACUCAUGUAGGACUUGUUGAAGAAGCUCGUCGGUACUUUACUAGUAUGAGGAAGGACUAUGGAAUUGUCCCUGAAAUCGAGCAUUAUGGUUGUAUGAUAGACAUUCUUGGUCGAGGGGGUCUUCUAGGAGAAGCAUUUGAUCUAGCAAAGACUAUGCCUUUAGAGCCAAAUGCAAUUAUUUGGGGUACCCUUUUGAGUGCUUGCAGAGUUCAUAACAAUGUAAACCUUGCAGAGGAGGCAGUAGAUCAAUUGAUUAACUUGGAGCCAUCUGAUGCUGGGAAUUAUGCGAUUUUAUCAAAUAUUUAUGCAGCGGCUGGUCGAUGGGAUGGUGUGGCUAAGACUAGGGUUCAAAUGAAGCACAUUCAGAAGCCAGCAGGGUCUAGUUGGAUAGAGCUUGAUGAUUCUCUCCAUGAAUUUACAGUUGGGGAUAGAUCACACCCUCACUCUUCUAGAAUUUUUAAGAUGAUCAAUAGAUUAGGACGACACUUAAAACAAGUUGGAUAUGUCCCAAAAGUCUUUUAGUGGAUUAAUUCCUGACAUAAGUUAUCAUAUUUCUGUCAAUAUAUAAAGAAAGUAAUAGGAGACAAUCAGAUCAACUCUUCCUUCAGCGCUGAAAGAAUAGUAAUCUGAUUUUUGUGGUAGGAUGGAAAAUUUUAUGCUCUCCUGCCACAGGAUGGGCCAUUUUAGCACCAUUUCUCGUUCGAGAGGAGGAUGAAGCUGAACAGGCGUUAAUGUGCCAAUGUAUAUUUUAUGCCAAAAGCUUCGGUAGUUCUCCUUCAAUGCUUUGGAGCAAUUCAUGAUUCAAAAAUUUCCUUGGAUGUAUAUAAUUGACAGAAUAAUGAUCUGAAUUUCGUAGUAGGAUGGAGAAUUGUCUUCUAUUAUACCGCAAUUUCUCAAAGGAGGAUGAAACUGAAGAAGUAGCUACUAAAGGUGCUCCACAUUGCAUUUUUCAAGACAGAAAAAACAGCACUUCUCAAGAUGUUUUGCUGUAAAAUGUUUAAAUUUAAGAUGGAAAAUUGUACGCUCGGUAUUUUGACAAGGAUACUGUAUAUAUAUUUCUUUGACAAUGGACAUGUUGUAUAGUUUUGAAUCCCUGGAAAAUACUUUUCAAUA